CAAUCGAGCACCAAUUGCCGAGUACUUAAUGCCAAAGUUCUUAGAAUAAACCGAUCGUUAGUUCAUGUAUUCAUAAAUUAAACGUACUAUACGAAUAAUUACUUGUGCUCGGACCUAAAUAGUUAUAUUAAUCGCAUCAAUUCAAGGACUGUAUACUGCUUUUGUGGAACGAAUGAAAAAGUAAUCCGUUGUGCUUAGAUAAAACUGUGCCUGGAGACAAUUCAGUAAUUUUAAUUACCAACAUGUUGAAAAAGCAUUCAAGUUGACUAGUGAAGUGAAGUCGCUAUUACUAACUCAUUAAUAAUGAAAUUCCACAUUAUUUUAGUUUUGUUAUUUUGCGCCCAGAGCUGCCUCGCUCAGUACUGGAGCGAAGUUCAGAGAUAUGCUGCAAAUUUCGAUGACCUUAAUAUUGGCGAUCAAACGGAACAAGUAGAGAACACUCUAAGCAGACGCCUUCGGUCUACCGUUUCAUACGCAGACUCGGAGGGUGCAGAAGUAGUUUACGACGAAAAUGAAAGGCCGCGGGACAAACGUACCUUGGGUUUCAUCGUCCGGGGUCUGGCGAAUGCUUUAGGUUACACCUUGACACCAGUCCAGGUCGCUUCGCUUCCCAAUCCAUCUCCAUCACCUAAGGCUCCCCCUACACCAUCCGCAGUACCAGUCACCCCUACAAAACCAGCCGCGGCACCAGCAGCUCCUGCGAAACCCGCUGCGCCAGCAGCACCUCCGCGUCCAAAGUCUGUUCCACGUUCCUUACCACCUCAACCUACACAGCGGGAAACCAUUAGACUUACGGGAGUUGUCAAUUUUGGUGCAAAUGCGAAUAAUAAUCUUCCUGGACAACUGGUUCAGUACGAACAGCUUUUCCACGGAAAUACUGCAGCUGGAGCCCCUGCACCAUCUCCCGCACCAAAGCCAACCUUGGCAAAAAUACCAAGUCCAAUAGUUCCCAACUUAGUUCCGUUACUGCCACCCACCCGAACGCCUUCCACGACUCCAGGGAAUCUACCCGCAAAACCUCCGAGUCCCAUGAAGCAGGAGAUUGAAACUGAAUACAGAAACAAAGAAGACAUAGUAACAUUCAAUGUUGAAAAUAAAGAUCUCAAGAGCGACAAAGAUGUGUAUUUUGCCUUACCCGGUAACGGGCAGAUGCAGGAGGUCAAUUGGCAGAAGGGAUUGAAUGAGCGACUUCAACAGCUGGAGGAGCGACAGAAGGCUUAUUCUGAUAAACUAAAGCAACACGAAGAGCUACUUGCGAAGCAGCAACAGGACCAUGAAUAUACGGAUGACCGGUUUACAAGUCGUGAGAAAGAAAUUGCGGCGAGAGAUGAAAUGCAGACUGAUACCCCGAGAGAACUGGAGCGCGUGCACGUUGAUCGCGAUGAUGAAGUAAAAUUGGAGAUUAACGCCGAGGACCCGAAGCAAAAUUACGAAAAUAACGAAAAUUCCGGGCAAGGUCAGGGGAAAACGUCGAACGCUGAAGAUGAAGAAGAGCAUCCCCAAAGGUAUGAGUUUGAGGAUGAAAGAAGUCCUAAACGACACUUUGAGUACGAUGAAGAGCCGAGAAAACAAGCAGAGUAUGAAGACUUUCCUCCAAGAUAUAGCAGCUACAAUAAUGAAGAGGAAAAAUCACUGCCGAUUUCAAGAGACGACGGUACUUCGAAAUCGGAAACUCUUCAGAAUAGUUACGGAGAAAGCUUAGAAGACCAGGGGCGGAUUGAUGAAAACAUUGCGGAUUAUUUCGUUAAAUUUAAAGAUCCUAAUACAGGUUUAUAUGUCCCUGAAAAGUCACAGGAUUCUGAGAAUUACAAAACGGAAUCGAAGCCCUGGUGGGAAAGGAAUCAUGACGACCGGAAUAGGGAAGAUUUUGACGAUCACUUGGCGCAACUAAAGGAAGAGUACUCUUCGCCAGCUCCAGAACUGAAGUACGAAGAGUAUGAACUUGAAGAUAGGCCUGAAGAGAGCACGCAAUCAGCAGAGAAAUUGGAGAACGCUGACGACCACGACGAGCCAUUGCCCCAGCGUUACGAAGAUUCGAAAAGCCCAGAUUACUCGGAACCAUAUGGUGCGUAUGAGCCCUACACGAGAAAUCAAGAGCCAGAAUAUGAUCUUGAAGGCUCAACUCAAGCGUCGGAUGUGGAUCAAAGCCCUAAAUCUGAAUUGAAACAUGACUCGGACGGAGAAUCGCAGGACAAGAGUGAAAAAUCAAAAGAUGAAAGUUCGACCGAAAAGAAAGACAUACCUUUGUAUCAUUUUGACUUCAAGAGUUUUAUGCCUUACUAUACGCCGGUUACGUACGUUUAUGGUCUUGAUGACGGUAUGACUGGCUUAGAACGAAUUAUGUCUUACAAUUAUAAUUCAAAGCCAAUAGAAGCUGAGGAAUCUGAGAAGGAAUUGCCGAUGGAAAAGAAAGAACCAAAUGAGGAUGAACAUGCGUCGAUUGGACUGUCACAGAAACUCAGCAUGAAAAGUCUUCACGAUGGUGAAUCCAAGGAUAUUCAGGCUUGGCCAGCUCCGUUUGACUUCGUAUUUGAUAGCACCGAGCAAACGAACAUAGCUGAACUUCCGCUUAUUGAAUCUACCCCAGAAACUGACGCUGCUGUUGAAAGCGCGUCUCGUAAUGCAGGUGCCAGCGAAGGCGAGCAGACCAAGUCUGUACGAUAUUUCGUACCUGGGUAUGACUCUGCCUCAAAAGCGAUGCGUGGUAAAUAUCAACAGAAAAAUGAACCGGAAGCUUAUCAAGAAUAUUCUUCUGAUCCUCGGAACUCAGAGAAGGAAUACCCAAGACUUUCGAGUGGUCAGGAAUUGGAUACGACACAGGGACCACACGCAACUUACUCCCCAUCGACUAGAUACGAUUCCCAGGAAAGUAGGGGGCAAGCGAGCGAUGGCACAACGCGGUCACGAGAUAACAUUCAAGACCAGCGUGCUCACCAACCGUCUGAAGUAAAGAAUCAUCGGUAUACCAGUGACGAAUACCCAUAUGCGAAUCAUCAAAGCAGUUCCGAAUCCCAUGUACCUAAUAAUGCCAAUUCACAGCACAUUCAAGUCCCCUCAAUCCCAUCAAGUCCUUCAAGUCCACGUCAGUAUGAACCUAGGGAGUCAUACCACAGACAAGCUACUACCGAAGAAACUCACAUACCUGAAAAUAAGGACGGUAGUCAGUUUGGACGAAAAAAUGAUGACCAACGGGAUCGAGAGCCAAAUUUCAGUCAACACUACACGACUGCGGAGCCUCGUCUCAAUGGAAGAAGAUUCGACGAGAGCACCAAUCAGCAGCCUCAGGCGCCAGUGCAACCACAAUCCACGCCUCAGGCUGAGGACAAGUCAUCGCUUAGAUUUGAUGAUCCCAAAAGUGCGCACGACUUCUUUGGCUUCAGUCAAAACGAUUAUGAUUAUGAGAAUGGUAAGGGGAGGGACAAGUCACAGGAAUUGAAGGAAAUGAAGUCACCGGCUACCAAUGAAGAAGUAUUGGAUCUGCUCGUAGUCCCAGAACCGGCACCCUAUCAAUAUGAUGUAAAACUAACGGAGUUCACUGAUCAGCCUGAAAGUGAUACUGAAAAGGUCAAGGUCAAAGAGUAUAGAAACAAAGUCGCAACGGUUACAGUUUCCGAAAGGAAACAACUUAGCCCUGAGGGUCCGGUACACCUGAUCGGAUACACUCAGCAAUACUAAAAAUACUUGAAUUAGUAAUAUUCAGUGUUGUACAAGGUAAUGAGUAUUAU
Messenger RNA from Diprion similis, 3725 nucleotides. RefSeq lists its product as uncharacterized. NCBI's taxonomy places the organism in Eukaryota, Metazoa, Arthropoda, Insecta, Hymenoptera, Diprionidae. The transcript has a single exon. The record is from RefSeq and is a predicted model, not a curated record. The coding region runs from base 304 to 3675 and encodes 1123 amino acids.